Messenger RNA from Tetrahymena thermophila SB210, 1800 nucleotides. Its product is annotated as 16S rRNA methyltransferase. Lineage: Eukaryota; Ciliophora; Oligohymenophorea; Hymenostomatida; Tetrahymenidae. The record is from RefSeq and is a predicted model, not a curated record. Gene Ontology annotation, biological process: rRNA base methylation. The transcript is spliced from 6 exons. Gene Ontology annotation, molecular function: rRNA (cytosine-N4-)-methyltransferase activity.
CAUAGAUACAUACAGACAGACAGAUAUACUUUAAGAUAUAGAGUAAAUUAAUACUACUGCAAGAAAGCUUUUCAAUUCAAUAAUCCUCCUAGGAAUAAUCAAUCAUAAAUAUUUUCUUAUUUCUAUUUUAACACAAGUAGUAAAGCAAAUAUAAAAUUUAAAAGUAGGCAGACAUCUCAAAUUGCGAAAAUUAUUACAAUCCUUAAACCUAUAAUAAAUGAUAAACCUGUUUCACUCAACCAACUUAAAAUAUAGAUUGCUUUAAUAAUCUUCAAAACUACUAAAUUAGCAAAUCUAAUAUUCUCUCUUUAAUUUCAUUAAGCAGGAGGGUCUUGAGAACAAGCUCUCAUCUCUAUCUAAAAAGGUUUAGUAAGAAAAGAAAGGAUAAAAAUUGUCAAAAGUAGAAUAAAUGAUUUAAUAGCAAUAAAGCUAAAAAAAAUAAAAUUCAUCUCUUGAUGAAGAAGCUAUUUAGCAUAAUGAUGAUAUUUUGUUCGAUACUGCCACAAAUAAAGUGCAUUAUCCAGUAUUAAUCGACAAAAUAACUUAAGUUUUACAAGAAGAGUUCUAUCCUCAUUCUUCUAGUCACUCUGAAAAAUGUUUAGUUGAUUGCACUCUUGGUUCAGCAGGUCAUGCCAAACAUUUCUUACAAAAAUUCCCUUACUUAUACAUUCUUGGGCUUGACCUAGAUCCUAGAAUGCUUUAAUACAUAAAUGAUAAUGUUAAGAGCUAACUUUCUCAUAGCGAUCAAAAUCGAUUCAAAACUAGAAAUGAAAACUUUACUAAUAUUGAUAAAAUAAAUCUCUACAAAAUUUUUGAAGAGGAAUUUCCUUCCUAUAAAAAUUUUCAUGCGAUAUUUGCAGAUCUUGGAUACAACACCCUUCAUCUAGAAAAUUCAGAAUGGGGUUUCUCAUAUUUGCGAAAUGGAAAGCUUGAUAUGAGAUACAACUAAUCAUCUCAGACUAACUCUGCAGCUGAUAUAUUAAACAAAGCUAGUUACUUAGAACUCUUUGAAAUAAUCCGUUAAUAUGGAGAAGAUCCUAAUGCAGACGUAAUUAGUCAAAUGAUCAUAAAACAAAGAUAGAUUAAGCCAUUUGAAACUACUAAGGAUGUUGUUGACCUCAUUCUUGAAGAUUAAAGCGGAUACUCUUUCAAAGGUGGACAAUAUAAAGCAAUAACUAAACUCUUCCAAGCUCUAAGAAUUGCCACUAAUUAAGAAUUAACUAAUUUGCAAGUAUUUAUGGACAAAAUAUAUGAUAAAUUACUUAAAGAUGGACUUGGAAUAAUUAUCACUUUUCAUUCACUUGAAGAAAACAUAGUAGAAUAAAAACUCAGAGAUUUGAAAAGAUAAAAAAAUAUAGAAAUCCUUCAAAUGGGAGAAAAACCUGAUAUAAAUGAGCUCUAAAAAAAUAGUAAAUCUAGGUCUGCAAAAUUAUACACAUUUAAAAAGCUAAAGAAAUGAAAAUUAAGAUCUUUAUUUAUUUCUUUAAAUUAUUUUUGAAAAAAAUAAAUAAAAAUUAAAUUAAUAUUUAAAUUAAAAAUCUUAAAUAAUACAAUUCAUUUAUUUACUUUUUUACUAGCUAAUAAUAAAUAUUUUAUUCAAAAAUAUUAAUAAAUAUUGAUAAAAAAAAUAUAUUUUUUCUUGUAAAUUAAUCACAUAACAAUAAUAAUAGAUUAUUUAAAUGAAUAUUGAGGUAUUUUUAUUCUAUUUACUAACACAAAAAACAUAAGCUUUUACUUUUAUUAAUUUAAAUACUGUAAUUUCUUAUAAAUUAAAAAAACUAAGAAAAACUUUUUUUUCCA